Molecule: messenger RNA, 1649 nt
Organism: Punctularia strigosozonata HHB-11173 SS5
Lineage: Eukaryota; Fungi; Basidiomycota; Agaricomycetes; Corticiales; Punctulariaceae
Exons: 2
Coding region: 41-1327 (428 amino acids)
Source: RefSeq, a predicted model, not a curated record
CACGACCUCUCCUCGAGCCGACCUCGACGAUCAGAACCUAAUGAACCCACCCCACCAAAAUUGGGCCUCCCCUGGACGCACAGGAAUCAAGACGGAACCUGUUUCACCUCCCUCCGCGGUAACUCGGACCCGACCCUCCUCAGACAGUCAUAAGCAGUCUGCGCCGUCUGCUUAUCCAUACGCUACCAUGAGGCGGCGCGAGUCCCCCACCGACACUCGACCUCACUCAUCCGGCUCGGGCAUGUCCACCUCGAGCCUGGCAGGCGCCAUGGGUGAUGUCCACAUGUCGCACGAGUUGCAAAUGAGGCCAUCAAGUUCUCCGCACCCUUCGGGCAUGGUCUGGUCCACCGCGUCCGAGGUACCAGCGAUGCAAGAUCCCUUUGGCCUCCAGGUUCCUUUCCAGGAUUCUCCGACAGCCGCGUUGGCUUCGGGCAGCCCAGCCCCUCCCAUAUCUUACCAAGAUUAUAAUUCGCCAUCCUUUUUUAAUAAUGUCGCAACGCCCGACUCCCUAUCCCCCGCAUCACCCGCGUUCACUCCGUCGUCCUACCCGGAGCAGCAAUACGCCGCGUACGCACAGCCCCGCAGGACGCCGUCGAUACAGGCACCUCCGACGGCCACGGGCUCCAUGCUGAAGACAGAUCCGUACUCCGGCAUGGCGGUGGUCGGCGUCCCUCAAGGCUAUCCCAGUAGCGCCCCUGUCAGCCGGUACGGACAGCCCGAAGACGAGAUGCGCGCCCUCCGGAAGCGCGUCAAGGAGCUCGAGCUCAUCAACGAGUCAGCUCGGAUGCGCAUCCGCGAGCUCGAGAUGGAGCUCGCCAAGGAGUCCCCACUCCACGCUCCCUCGCACCGCGCCGCGUCCGGGUUGGCGGGACUGCCGUCGCCCGCGUCCACGCCGGCCUCGUCGCCCUCGUUCGAGGCCAGCUGGAACGCGCGUACCCAGGCACGAAUCAAGCAGUUCUGCUCAUUGAAUCGCGCCGGCAACGCCCUCUGUGCCUGGCACGACUCUCGCCGCGAGCGGCGCGCGUACCCGCCUCGCAACGCUCCCCCCGGCCACCUCAACUGCGGUUGCUCUUACGAGGAAGCGCUCUUCGAAGAGAGCCUUGCCCGGCACGGCGUGGGCAGCUACCACCCCGGCGAGAGCGUGCGCAUGGAUCCCGCGCUGCGCAACCCGCUCCUCAAGCUGCUCCAGAAGCGCUACAACUACCGCGACGGCGACUUCGAGCGCGACCCCGUCACCGGCGGCUGGGUAGAAGGCGAGGGCCACAUGAUCUGGGAACAGCGCGCAAACGCAGGUCCCCUCACGCGGAAGACCAGCGAGCGGCGUUGAACGCGACCGCGACCCUUCCUUGCUCAGCUAGCCGCGGCCGCUCCCUCACGACACCCGCGUCAUUAGAGACGUGUUUCACCUUCGUUCGUGCUGAACCCUCUUUUGUCGCAUACCCCCAUCUUUUUACCUCGCUGUUUCCCGCGCGGCUUGCAUAACGCAAGGACUCUGUUUCUGCUCCUCAUUCCUCCCCUGUCUGUGCUCAUCAUCCCCAAACUGUAUCCAUGUCUCGCGUUGUAUCCGUCUGUCUCACCCAAUCAUCUUUUUAUUUUCGUGUUACUACAUCAUUAAUUCGCGUUCAUCUCUCUGGCCUCUUGGUUAGACC